Messenger RNA from Grus americana (Whooping crane), 2292 nucleotides. It is a transcript of the gene ADGRF4, whose product is annotated as adhesion G protein-coupled receptor F4. Gene Ontology annotation, molecular function: G protein-coupled receptor activity. The record is from RefSeq and is a predicted model, not a curated record. Bases 1 to 2292 code for a protein of 763 amino acids. Gene Ontology annotation, cellular component: membrane. Lineage: Eukaryota; Metazoa; Chordata; Aves; Gruiformes; Gruidae. The transcript is spliced from 8 exons. Gene Ontology annotation, biological process: G protein-coupled receptor signaling pathway; cell surface receptor signaling pathway.
AUGGAUGUGAGAGUAGCCCACUGCCUGCUCCUUUGGGCUGUGCACUUCUUCCCAGCCGCACCACGCACCGCUCUCAGGGGUCUCAGUAAGGAAUCAAAGACUGGUAAUCAGCAAGAUGGCUGUAUAAAUCUCAUUCCCUGCAAAGAUAACGGAGCUAUUUGUAUCCAGCCUUGUUUUCACUCUUUCCACGGGGAGACAAGAUUUGUCUGUGAAGACAGAAAGUGGCAAAUGUUGACAGACGCCUGUGCAAACCUGGAUGUUCAGUCGCUUUUUCAGAGGAUUUCUGAACGUGAACUCCUUCCAAGCUCUGGAGGACAUGUGAGUGUUGCUGGAGGACACCUUCCUUUUGUAGGCAAAGGAAAGCCCGUGCAUGGGAAGCCUGGAGAUGGAGCGAAAUAUUUUGGUGCUGAUGACCAUGGGAAUAGUAACUGCCAAGCUGACUUUUCAUGCAUCAUCCCAGAUAUCCUCUCUUCACCGGCCAUUCCAGGAAACAUCGCUGAUAUAGUGGAAUUGCUAAAGAAGAUUUCCCUGCUGUUAUCAGAGAAUGUCAAUAGAGAAAAAAUGCAGAGUUACAGCAGGAUAGCAAACCAUAUCCUGAACAGCUCCAUCAUUUCCAACUGGGCUUUUGUAAGGGACAGAAAUGCCGGUUCGAUAUUACUGGACUCAGUAAAUUUAUUUGCUGGGAAACUGCUUCUAAGAAAUGGGUCGGAAAGCAUACAGGAACACUUCAUCUCUACAAAAGGCUACAGCAUACAUAAAAAUACUUCAGGGAAAAGCUUUGAUUUUUUGAUGCAGUUCAAUAACACAGGCAAUAUCACUGGGCAUGUGGUCAUUCCAGAAGAAGAGCUUUCAAAGUUACCCAAGACUUCCAAAGCCAUCAGCAUUGCAUUUCCAACACUUGGAGCCAUUAUAGAAACCAACCGGUUGGACCCUGUGUUUGUGAAUGGAAUGGUUUUAUCAGUGUCUCUGCCAGAAGAGAUUCAUCAAGUUUUGCUCACCUUCGAAAAGAUGAAUAAACUGGAGAACGUCAAGGCUCAGUGUGUUGGGUGGCACUCUACUGAAAGGAGAUGGGAUAACAGGGCAUGCACAGUGAAGUCGGACAACAUCAGUAGUGUCGUUUGCAUCUGCAAGCAUCGCCAUCGGACAUUCAAAUCGUUCUCCAUUUUGAUGUCCCCCACUAUGCUGCGAAAUGCAGUGCUGGAUUACAUUACACGUGUAGGGCUAGGCCUUUCCAUUUUCAGCUUGGUCCUCUGCCUUAUCAUUGAGACUGUUGUCUGGCAUCACGUUACAAAAACUGAAAUAACCUACAUGCGCCAUUUUUGUCUGGUCAACAUUGCUACAUCGCUUCUUGUUGCUGACGUUUUGUUCAUCUUGGCAGCUAUUGUGCACAAUUCAGCCCUAAACCACCAGCUGUGCGUAGCAGCCACUUUUUUCCUUCACUAUUUCUAUCUUGCCUUGUUUUUUUGGAUGUUUACCCUGGGCCUCUUGAUUCUUUAUGGAUUAUUAUUAAUUUUUUUUAAGAUAACAAGAUCUGCAUUCAUAGCUACAGCAUUCUCUAUUGGAUAUGGAUGUCCCUUGGUCAUAUCUAUCCUCACUGUUGCUAUUACUGAACCCCAAAAUGGGUAUUUAAGGAGUGGAGCCUGUUGGCUCAACUGGUAUGAGACGAAAGCCCUUUUGGCCUUUGUUGCACCUGCUCUGAGCAUCAUUGUUGUGAACGUGGUGGUGGUGGUAGUGGUUGUGGUGAAGACUGGGAGAUCCUCUGUUGGAGAAGGCUGCAAGUCACAAGAUUUGAGCAACAUGAUCCGCAUUAGCAAAAACGUUGCGCUUCUGACACCUCUUCUGGGUCUCACCUGGGGGUUUGGAUUAGCAACAGUUGUCGACAGUCGCUCUCUGGCAUUCCAUGUUACGUUUGCGCUACUGAACGCCUUCCAGGGAUUCUUCAUCCUGUUGUUUGGGACACUUCUGGACAGAAAGACAAGAGAAGCCUUAAGGAUGAACUGCCUUUCAUCAAAGCAGAAGUGUAGUCUAGCAAAGGUAAAGAAAUUUUUUUUUUUCCUUAAUGGCUUGUGCAAAGAAGAAAAGAAUGAGAAGUCAAGAAAUCAAGAAGGACUUAAAGUAAGAGAAAAGGUUGAAGAGGGUUAUCUGAAACAGCUUGAGGACAAAGAUAGGCAGAAAACAAGAGAAGAGAGGGGCUUUGAGGAAUUCUCCAUAGCUAGAUAUGGUGGAACAUGUGGUCCUCAAAUUCCAGUUGUUGGUGGACCAGUGGAGAUAGCCACUUUGCACAAGAUAUGA